This is a messenger RNA of Sorex araneus (European shrew), 2109 nucleotides long. RefSeq names its product maestro heat like repeat family member 9 (gene MROH9). Gene Ontology annotation, cellular component: cytoplasm. Lineage: Eukaryota; Metazoa; Chordata; Mammalia; Eulipotyphla; Soricidae. The record is from RefSeq and is a predicted model, not a curated record.
AUGAUGCUCUGGAUAUUCAGGGACGGCAGCUGCCAGCAGGAGGAGGCCAUGGUCAUCGUCAGCAGGGUCCUCAGCUUCGCUUCCAAGAAGGUCACGGGCCAAACCAGCAUCGACGCCCCCUGCCUGGGCGUCCUGGCGGCGGAGCUGUCGCUGCUGAGCUUCCACCCCAACCUGGUGGUCACCCAGCAGGCGUCCCUCGCGCUCUACCACCUGCUCUGCAUCGGCAAGUGCCAGAACGGGCAGACGCUCUUGCCAAACAUGCUGACGGACUUCGUGUGGACGCUCCUGAUGAAACUCUCCCUCCCGAAUGAGGCCAUCACUCAGCAGGUGGCCAGCAUCCUGCAGCUGACCCUGGAAAAGUACGCCCACAAAUUCCUCAUGGUGGCCAGGAUCGUGGACAGGAUCUACAAGCAGCUGUUCGAGACGUCCUCAGCCCUCCUGAAGGAGGCCAUGCUCCAGGUGAUCACCCUGCUGACCCACACCUCGCCGAAGAAAAUCAUCUUCAAGCUGAUAGACUGGCCGGUCCCUGUGGACGAGACCCUGAUCCUGAUGUGGCAGGCGGCGGGGUCCGAGUCCAGCACGGCGCUCCAGGUCCUCAAGACCAUCCUGCUGAUCCUCCAGGGGAAGCCCGGGGAACUGCAGGACAACAUGCUGGAGAAGAGACGCUUCUCCAUCGACACCAGCAACAUGAUGCCCGUGACGGCAUGCCAGGCCCUGUGCACGCUGCUGCCGGUGGCCUCCUACAGGAAGGCGGUGGCGCAGCUGUUCCCCGAGCUCCUCAUGGCCAUCCUGCUCCAGGUCUACUACGACAGCCAGCUGCGGCUGGCGCACACCGAGAAGUUCAGCUACGCGCAGGAGGCGCUGAAGGUCCUCCUGAACUGCUCCGGCCUCCAAGAGGUGGAAGCGAGCCUGAAGAAGAGGAACUGCUGGGUCCAGUUCUCCGACGUCAUGUACCACCACCACGGGGUCUUCCUGGUGGCCAGGACACUCAGCGAGCACAACUUCCCGCAGUUCCCGCAGACCCUGUACUACCUCUACAAGACGUCCGUGGAAGGGACCAAGACGGCAGAAGACACGGCCAUCACGAUGACCUUCCUUACCGAACUCCUGAAUUACUACAUAAAGGACCCGUUCCCAGAGGAAUUUCUGGUUCUCUACCGGAACUGGCUGGAAGACCCCAGCCCCGUCGUGUGCAUGCUGAGUCUUCAGAAAAUCGGGAGCAUAGCGCCUUUCAUCAAUGAGAUAACAAAUGUCGAAGACCUGCUGAUGUCCACCAUGGGCACCUUCUUUUCCAAGCACAAGUCGGUCACUCUCCGGGGCAUGCUCACGCUUCGAAGACUUUUAAGCCAGCUGGACCGAGUGAGCUAUUCCUCCCUGUGUAUCAAGAUUGCGCCCAACUACUACCCUCUGAUGAGACACAUGAGCACCACUGGCAUCCGGAGCAUGGCCAUCCAGCACCUGGGGGAGCUGCUGAAGGAGAUGAGCCAGUAACUCAACAACGUGGUCCUGGAUGGGCUGGUGCCCCUGAUCCUCUUCCUGGAGGACACGGAGAUCAAGGUGGUCCGAGUACGCCUGCAAGUUCAUCCUGCGGAUCUGCGCUGGAACCUGGGCGACGUGCUGGAGGACGAGUACUACGACUACCAGCAGGCGGUGCUCACCAUCUGCAACACCUGCCUGGUGUCCAAGGGGAGUUACAUCAUCAACAUGAUCGUGGAGACGCUCGGCUUCCUGGCGGGCCCCCGCGACUACCUGAAGAAGACAUCGCUCAUCCUCCUGGGGUACCUGGCCAAGAUGGGGAGCCACCUGCUGCUCAAGGACGAGAUGGAAGUCAUGUUUGAAGCUGUGGACCGGCUCCUCUGGGACCCGAACUCCGCGAUCCGGAACCUGGCGGAGCAGACGCACAGCAUUUUCGAGGACGUGUCCCGCAAGAUCUCCUCGUCCGGCUUCAGGCAGAACUUCUGGCGGCUGUUCAACGUCUUCUACCUCAAGAAGCUGAAGCUGCUGUACAACGUGCCCGUCGAGGAGCCCGGGGGGACCCCCGAGAAGGAGGUCCCGGAGAAGCAGACAGAAGAGGCCUUGGACCCAGGCCUGGCCCCCAGCAGGCUGUGA